Messenger RNA from Knipowitschia caucasica, 2184 nucleotides. The record is from the annotation of a GenBank genome assembly. NCBI's taxonomy places the organism in Eukaryota, Metazoa, Chordata, Actinopteri, Gobiiformes, Gobiidae.
AUGGAGGAUUGUGUUAGGUAUUGUGGUUUGGGUGGGGGGGGGGUAUUUGUUGGUAAUGGGUGUGGGGUUGUGGGUGGGGGGGGUGAGUGGGGAGGUGGGGGUUGGGGGGGGGAUGGGUGGUUUGUGUUGGUGUGGGUGGGGGGAGUGUGUGGGUGGUGGUUGAGUGGUGGUGUUUUUGGGGGGGUGAUUAUGGUUGUGGGGGUGGUUGGGGGGGGUUGUUGGGUGGGGGUGGUUUGGGUGGGGUUGGAUGGGGGUUUGUUGGGGGAGUUGGGGGGGGGGGGGUAUGUUGUUGGGGGGGGGUUUUGUGGUUGUGGGUGGGGGGGGUGGUGGGUGGUGGGGGUUUGUUUUGGUUUGGUGUGGGGGGGGGGGGGGGGUGUGUUGGGGUUUGAUUGUGGUAUGGGUGUGAUGGGGGUUUGUGUGGUGUGUGUGUGGUGGGGGGUUGUGGUGUGGUGUUGGUUUUGUGUGGGUUUUUGUUGUGUUUGUGGGUUGGUGUUUGGUGGGUGGGGUUGGGUGUGGUUGUGUAUGUUUGUUAAUGAUUGGGGGGGGGGGGGGGUGGUGGUUGUGGUGGUGUGGGGAGGGAUGGUGUGGUUGGGUGGGUGGGGGGUUGGGGGGUGGUUGGGUGGGGGGGUUGUGGUGGGGUUGUUUUUUUUGGUUGGGGGGGAUGGAUGGAGUUGGGGUUGUGUGUUUGUGGUGGUGGUGGGGGGUGGGGGGGUCGGGGGGGGGUGUGUGGGGUGGGGGUGUGUGGUGUGGUGGGUGUUUGGUGUUUUGGUUGUUGGGUUUGGGGUGGGGGUGGGGGGUUGGGGGGUUGGGGGGGUGGGGGGGGGGGGUUGUUGUUGGUUUGUGGGGGGGGGGUUGGGUUGUUUUGUGGUUGUUUGGUUGGGGUGUGUUGUGUGUGUUUGUUGGUGGUGGGGUUUGGGGUUGGUGUGGGGGUGGGGGGGGUUGUGUGGUGGGUUGUUUUUUGGUGGGGUUUGUGUUGGGUGGGUUGUGUUGUGGGGGGUGUGGGGGGGUGGGGGGGUGUGUGUGGGGGGGGUGGGGGGUGUGGGGGGGGGGGGUUGGGGUUUUGGUGUUGGGGUGUUGGGGGUGUGGGGGGUUUGUGGGUUUGGGGUGGUGGGUGUGUUGGUUUGUUGGGGGGUGUUGGUUUGGGUGUUGGGGAGUUUUGGUGUGGUGUGGUGGGUGGGGGUUGGUUGGGGUGGGGUUGUAGUUUGGGGUGGAGGGUGUGGGGGUAGGGGGUAUUUGUGGGGUGUUGUAUUGGGUGUGAUGAGGUAUUUUUGGGUUUGGGAGAUUGAUAGUGUGUUGGUUGGGGGUGUGGGGGUUUGGGGGGGUUGGGUGGAUUGGUGUAUUGGUGUUGUUGUGUGGGGGGUUGGGUUGGGGUUGGAGGGGUGUGGUGGGUUUGUGGGGGGUGGGGGGUUUAGGGGUUGUGGGGGGGGGGGUGGGGUGGUUUGGGGGGGGUGGGGUGGGGUAUGUAGUGUUAAUUGGUGGGUUGGGGGUGUGUGGGGGGGGGGGGGUAUUGGUGGGGGGGGGUAUGGUGGGUUUUUUUGUGGUAGUGGAUUGGGGGUGGGGGGGUGGGGGGUGUGGUGGGGGGGGGGUGUGUUUGGUGUUGGGUGGUUUGGGUGUGGUGUGGGGGGGUUGGGGUGGGGGUGGUUGUGUGUUGGGUGGGUUGUGGGGGGUUUGGGGUGUGUUUGUUGUUGUUUUUUGUUGUGGGGGGGUUGGUGUUGGGGGUUGGGUGUGUGGGUGGGGGGUGGGUUGGGUUUGGGUGGGGGGGGGGUUUGUGGGGUGUGGGGGGGGGUGGGUGGUUGUGUGGGUUGUGGGGGGUGGGGGGGGGGGGUGUGGUGGGGGGGGGGGUGGGUAGGUUGGGUUUGGGGGGGGGGGGGUGUGUGGUUUGGUGGGUUUUGGGUUGUUUGUUGGGUGGGGGUGGGUGGUGGGGGUGGGGGGGGGUGGGGUGGGGUGUGGGGGGUUGGGGGGUUUGUGGGUGGUGUGGGGGGGUUGUGUGGUUGUUUGUGGUUGGGGUGUUUGGGGGUGGUGGGGUGGUUUGUUUUGGGGGGUUGGGGGGGUUUGUGUGUUUGUUUGUGUGUGGUGUUGGGGGGGGGUGUGUGGGUUGUUUGUGUGUGUUGGGUUGGUGGUGUGUUUGGGGUGGGGGAGUGGUUUGGGGGGUGGGUUUGGGGUUGUGUUUUUGUGGUAUUUUAA